Antechinus flavipes (yellow-footed antechinus) is the source of this 1334-nucleotide messenger RNA. RefSeq names its product selectin P ligand (gene SELPLG). The coding region runs from base 127 to 1332 and encodes 401 amino acids. Gene Ontology annotation, biological process: leukocyte tethering or rolling; hemopoiesis. Gene Ontology annotation, cellular component: plasma membrane. NCBI's taxonomy places the organism in Eukaryota, Metazoa, Chordata, Mammalia, Dasyuromorphia, Dasyuridae. The transcript has 2 exons. The record is from RefSeq and is a predicted model, not a curated record.
GAGACCCAGGCAGCGCGGGCCCUCUUCCCUCUGCCUCCGGGUGGGAUGUCUCCCCAGUAGUGAGGCCGUCGGUGAGCAGCCUUUCCUGGCCAGUCUCCCCCUCCGCAGCCUGCUGAAGCCGGGGUCAUGUCCAUGACCACUUUCUUCUUCCUGCUGACCCUACGGCUUCAUGGGUCCGGGCAGCCCAUCGGGGCCGAAGCGUGGGAGGCCAGAGAGCCCUUGGCCGACCGAGUCAAGAGGGACUUAGAAGACGAGGAUGAUGACGACUACGAACCUUACAACACGCCCCCAGCGGAGCUGAUGGAAAAUGACACUUUGCCCGCGUCGCCCCCGGGCACGGUGGGAGCAGGGCUGCCGGGGGCGGCCACGGACCGGCCCGGGAGUGAACCCGUGGGACGUGGGGCCACGGCGGGGAUGACUCCGGGAGCCACGGCGGGGAUGACAACGGGAGCCACGGCGGGGAUGACAACGGGAGCCACGGCGGGGAUGACUCCGGGAGCCACGGCGGGGAUGACUCCGGGAGCCACGGAAAGGGGAACCGCCGGUUCUGCUCUGGCAGAGGAGCCCACUUCGGGCCUCGUCUCCACCCGGGAUCUCUCCACCCACAGGGCGGUCACCGCUGCGCCCGAAACCUUGGCCCCCACCACGGAGGAGGCGACUUCCCCAGUCCAGAGCUCAGGGCAGCCGGGCGCUUACAACUCCACCGGAGGGGCCGCGGCCACGGAGUCAGCGGCUGUGUCCCGCAUGGGGAGCGCGGCCACGGCCACCUCGGCUCCGGGCACGGACACGCCGAGGACAGCGGGCGCCUCCGGGGGGCGGCUGCUCACAGACUCUGCCUCCACCAUCCUCCCGGCAGAGCUCCAGCCUAACGGCAGCAGCCCGGCCUCGGCCCUGAACGCCUCCGGCCUUUCCACCCCCAGUCUCCCCCCGACCUCCCCGCCCGGGGCGCGCGUGGCCCCUGCGGCGGUCACCGGGUGGGUGGGCCCCUCCCCCAGCUCCGCCCCCGAGGCCGCGACCACCACGGCCCAGCUGUUCCUGUCCGGCCACAUCCCGGUGCGGCAGUGCCUGCUGGCCGUGCUCAUCCUGGCCCUCGUGGCCACGGUCUUCCUGGUCUGCACCGUGGUCCUGGCCAUCCGCCUCUCCAAGAAGGGCCACACGUACCCCGUGCGGGAUUACUCCCCCACCGAGAUGGUCUGCAUCUCCUCCCUGAUGGUCGACGGGGACCCCGCGGCCAACGGCGGCCCGGCCGGAGCCAAGAGCGAGCUCCUGAAGCCCGGACCGGACUCCGGGGAGGACGGGGACGAGCUGACCCUUCACAGCUUCCUCCCGUGACC